CUAAACUGCCACUUAAGUAUGUCGACUCUUAAAUCCUCUUUAAUCGGUCGUUUUAGACGGCGAUCGCGCGGGCGGAAUUCUUCAACUCCCUGCACCCUUUGCCAGGAUUUGAAUGUUACUGCUGAUGAUACAUCCGCAGCACUAUGCAUAGAUCCAGUUCUCCUCCAGUCUUCCCAAAAAGCGUGCACAGGAUGUCAGAUCAUCUUCAAAGCCGUUCAAAUCGCAAAUAGCCAACGUAGAAGUAUAGAAGCAAUCCAAGUGCAACGAAACGAUCCACUUCAAAUCACCAUUCAAUUCCCCUCAGAUAUUACGGAAAUCGAGGUGCACCUUCAAGGAACGCCUUGGAAAGCAAUUCACGUAGCAGACGCGGCGUUUGAACCUGAUCUUCCCGGGCUCCAGAACUCGAUUCAACGCAUCAAAACAUGGCUUGAGGAAUGUCACACACACCACUCUAAAUGCGGAUCUUCUCUCGACCGCCCCUUGCCCACCCGCGUAAUAGAUGUCGGGUCUUCAUCCCGUGCGCCACGCCUCUAUGUCUCUCGUCAAAAGGAAAUUGGACGGUAUGCAACACUCAGUCAUCGCUGGGGACCACCAACGCUUGGAUUUAAAAGGCUCGUCACUACGCGGAAGAAUUUCAAAGCGCAUUGUUCCUCGAUCCCUCUAAACAGGUUCCCCAAAACAUUCCGCGAGGCCAUCGAGGUUGUACGAGGGCUUGGAUUGCAGUACCUCUGGAUCGACUCUUUGUGUAUUACCCAAGGUGAUGAGGAAGAUUGGGAGCAUGAGGCUAGCCGAAUGGCGGAUGUGUAUUCAAACGCUUAUAUUACACUUGCGGCGGAUGCCGCGUCGCAUUCACAUUGCGGGCUUUUUAUCACCAAGGCUACCGAUUUGACCAAAUUAGAACUUGGAGGCCAUCAAAACCAGGAAUCGAACAGUAUGGUAUCGAUAAAAUUCACUUCAACUGACGGUAAUAAUACCGACACCGAGACCAAGUCUAAGAACAGCACGCACGACACAGCAAAAAUCCUCAACACAUGCUAUGCGACCGAAAACUACAGCGAACUACACACCCGCGCCUGGGUACUGCAAGAACUUGUCCUCUCGACGCGAAUAAUCCGUUUCGGGAAUGCCGAGCUCCUCUGGGAAUGCCUGGAAUCUUCCGUCUGCCAAUGCGGCCAUCCAUCUGCCUCCUUCCACAACAAAACAUCUCCGAAAAAGCUCUUCGCAUACGUGCUUUCUGAUCCAGAGGAUCACGUAUCUUGGACGUCGUUUGUUGCAAAUUAUACGGAGUGUGAGUUGACGUAUGGGAAAGACAGACUACCUGCGUUGGCGGGUGUUGUUAGUCGCGUGUCAAGUUCUGCAGAAACAGAUUAUAUUGCCGGGAUGUGGCGGACGCGGUUGCCGCAGGAUUUGCUGUGGUACAAUGCGCGCGGGGGAUCAAAUCCGGGGGUUAUUGCUACAGUUAGUGAGAUCGACGAUCCAAGAAGCCCUGGUGUUGGUGAGCUGCAAAAAACCAUCGCGGUGCGGAUCCGCGAUCAUUCGACAGCGUCGAAACGCUUGCCAAAUACAUACGCGCCAUCUUGGUCUUGGGCUUCGGUACUCGCGCCGGUGAGGUGGGCGUCAACGAGAGGUUCGGCGACGCCUGUUGAUUGGCACGUCGUGGAUGUGACAAUGGAGGGGGCGUCGAAUCCAUACGGUCCUGUUGCAGAAGCCAAGCUAGAGCUCAAAGGAUACGUUCUCCCUGCGACCGUCGAGCAUAUAUCAGACCAUUGCAUAGUCAAGGCUUCAAUCUGGCCGGGCUAUAAUGACGAGGACCAUUUGAUCGUGGUCUCAACAGAACAAGCAAAUAUUUUCUCCGCGUGGCUAUAUCUCGAUGCCGGGAUUGGCGGGGUUGAAUGGCGCAGCGAAAACUUCGAUUAUUUCCUCUUUCCCAUGAAGAUGGAGGGUGAAUAUGAUUGGUCUCCUCGCUUGGGGGUUGCCAUGGUGUUGAGAAAGCUGAAGGAGAAUACGGAGCCUUUGUACAUGCGGGUCGGGCUGGCGGAUAUAUAUAAGUGGAGGGAUAAAGAUUGGAAGACUGAAAAUGAGAAGGUGACAAUUUAUGUAAUAUAGUGAGUCCGGGUUGGAUAAUGCGUUGUCGCAUGCUUUGGAAUAUAAAUAGGAUGGCUUGGAUUGGUUGAACUUCUUGCUAGAAUCAGGGAGGAUCCUAGAAGGAUGCCGUUCCAUGUCUGGAUUUAGAUCCAUCUCGGAACGCUCAUUGCAGGAGAAUAUCUUCAAUCUCAUAAGCUGGAUCUGCGAAGGCUUGCCCAUCCAUGAAGCCAUCUAAAUAGCAAUCUCCAAUAAGACGAAACACUCCCCUCUCAGAUUGAGGACGCAGUAUAAAUGGUACAUUACUACCAUGAAGAACCC
Molecule: messenger RNA, 2403 nt
Organism: Lindgomyces ingoldianus
Lineage: Eukaryota; Fungi; Ascomycota; Dothideomycetes; Pleosporales; Lindgomycetaceae
Product: HET-domain-containing protein
Exons: 2
Coding region: 19-2106 (695 amino acids)
Source: RefSeq, a predicted model, not a curated record